UCUGGUAACGCUCUUUCUGUCAAUUCCCACAUCUGGAGGAUGCACUUUUGCGGUGGAAUUUCGCAAUGUUUGAAUUUGGAAGCGAGACAACUACUUUUCAACGCGGUAUCUAUGGUCUUUGAACAGAGACAGCAUCAGGUGUUUCUUCAAGUUCUCGAAACUGCUGCCGUGUUUUGUUUUGCGUUUGGCUGUUGCGUUUUGGCAGACAUCGUUCAACUGUCGUCCGUCCACGUCGUCGACGUAGAAACAAAGUUGGUGAGAGCCAGAUACAGACUUCGCACAGUUCGCGAAAGUGUGAAAGCGUCGCGGAAAAUUCUCGGGCGAGUGUGUGGCUGGUGCAGUUUGGCAGCAGACAGUUUUCAUGAAAAUUGCGUUGCGCGUUCUGGAGUGCGAUUAGCGAGCGACGAGAGAUCUGACGUUUACGUAAUUGUCCGAAGGGAUCGAGCGCGAGUCCUCGAUGUCAAGCUGAAGUGUGAGCGUGUCGUGGCCUUUUUCAAGGCGACAGGUAAAUGCAGGUCGUCGACAUCGUCUUCUUGCUCCGUGUGCUUUUAGUUUAAGUUUUACAUUUGCUUCGUAAGUUACUCUUGAUUUUUAAUUUAAUUCUAUGAGAAGCGUGGCGUGGAUAACGCGACUUUAAAGUGAAGGGAGAAAUUUUCCUGGUUUUCCUCCUUAGUUUUCUCUGAGUUUUAUUUGACAACCGUGAAUAUAGUUUGUGUUUCCUUGAAAAAAGAAGAACGUGCUUUGCAUUUUUUUACUACUAACCCAUUAAACACACACGAGAGCUUAGUGUUCAACAUUCAGCUGAUAUUUUCAUAAGAAGGAUAAAAACAAGGCGGACAAGAUGCCAAAGGCACCGACGCCUGCCUUGCCACCAGAUGCCAAAACUACAAUUGCCAUGCUACGGGCUCUGGUGAUUUCACAAAAGCAUCCGUAUCGAAUAAAUGAUCUGCAGCGGGAAUAUAAACAAUUGGAAGGCGCUGGAAUGAAUAGCUCCAAGUAUGGUUUCCAGACACUAGAAGAAUUCUUGACAGCAUCAGGAGAAUUUGACCUGAAGGAAUAUCAAGGCGAGACAAUAAUAACAGCGCGACCAAAUAAAGAUACGGCACACAUGGUCAAAAUGGUCCAAAGACAAAAGAGUCAAAAAUUUAAAAAGCAACAGCUCCGAAACCCAACAGCUAGUGAUCAGAGCUGGAAUAAAAGUUCAUUUUCAACGAACGUCUACCCUAAUCUAGUAAAAGAUUCGCCAAAAAAGAAUCGGCCCAAACACACUAUGAAAUCAAAUGGUGACAACAAUAACAAUCACGUGGGACCAAACGGACAACUUUUUGGCGGAGUAGUUAAUUCAAAAACUGAAAAACAAAACAAUAAAUUGCAAAUUGACUUGCGAGAACGAUUGCAGGCCAAACGUGAAGCUGUUAACAAUACAAAUCAAGGAAACCAACAAAACGUAGACCUUCGUGAUCGUUUGAAUGCCAAACGGGGCACAAACGUUGAAACCACGCAAUCUCAUGUUGCAUCACGCGCUAUAUUAGCGCAAAACAACAAAAAUCGGCCUGAAAAAUUGAAUUUACAAGCCCGAAUAAAAAAAUCUCAAAGUGGUAGUGGAAAUAAUUCACCGAAUUCACCUGUUUUCACCUUGCCUACGUUUUCGCCUCAACAACAAACAACGAACGUUACCAAACCAACUUCGCCGACUGUAAAUAAUAUUAAAAUGAACGGAUCUAAUCCAAACAAUUCUAAAGUAAACAAUAGACUGCAAAGAGGAAUUUCUGCUGAAUUUGCAAAGGCUGCAUCGAUUCAGGAUCGCUUGAAAAUCGGUCAGACUGGGACAGUUGAAAUGGCAACUGGAAAUGUCCCUUCAACGAAUAAUUCCUCUUCAACUAGUGAUAUAAGUAACAAUACUGUGAUAUAUGCUACGAAGCAGAAAAAUGAUAAGCAACAAAAGCAAAUUGGAAAAGGAAAUAUUGUGAGAACUGAGAAGAAACCGCGAGAAAAAGAAGUAUCGAAAUCUCAAGUUUUCCAAUUCAACCCCAAUAUGGACCCCGUAACAUCCUUGGCACAAUAUUGCCAAUUUCGCCAUUAUGCUCCGCCCGACUAUAAGUUCCUAAGAACGAAAUUUUCGCCACGUAUUCAUGCUCGUGUCAUAGUUAACGAUGUUUUGUAUUCAACAUAUCCUGAUGAGUUCGACACGGAAUUUGAAGCUCGAGUAGAAUGCGCUAAGGUGGCUGUUCAUCAAAUCAAAGCCGAAGAGGCCCGUUGUCGUUUUCCAGUUAGCACUGAUUCCGAUGUAGAAUUGGCAAUGAAAAUUUACCAAGAAUUACGUAAUCAUCCGCAUGGUAUAUUCUGCAAGAACAUUCCGGAAUUUUUCCAAAAGACGUUUCAGCAAACGUUGCCGGAUCAUUGGUUCACGAUUUUACAAUCCUCGAAGCAAUUCAUCAUGGAAACAAUUGUUGGAAAUAAUUUGAUUGUUCUGGCGAAUAUGGAUAGCUCAGAUGCAAGCUCCACAACCUCAUCACUGGCUGAUUCCGAAUUCAUUGUUCUUGACCGAAUUAAUUUGCCAUGGACUGAAAAAUACUGGAAUCUUUACAUCACCCAUUGUACUUCGACAACGGAAAUUUGGGCCCGGAUUGUGGGCAAAGACUACAGUGACCAGCUCGAUUCCAUAAUGACAGACGUUGACUUGUCUAUGCUGACCACAAAGACGCGUCCCACAUCAAUCCUGUGUGGCCAAAUCUAUUUAGUUUCCAUGUCUGAAUGCUGGCAUCGCGUUCGUGUUGAAAACAUGAAUAAAUCGGAUGGAAAGUGCCUUUGUUUCUUCAUUGAUUUCGGUGACGAAGAAUGGUUGCCGAUGGAUCAAUUGUUUGUUUGCGAGCCACGAUUUUUGAAACUUCCACCCCAAGCAGUUCCUUUGAGCCUGUAUGGAUUAGAGGACUUCGCUGAGAACCCGAACGCUAAAAUUCACUUGGAUUCAAUGCUGAUUGGAAAAACUCUUAUCGCAGAGAUUUUAACAAAGAAAGAAACUUUCGAAGCACUUAACGAUGCGGAUGUUGACUUCAGCUCUCGAAUUCAAGUGGUCCUUUACGAUACCUCCUCGAAUGAAGAUGUCAAUUUAAAUCCGCUUCUUCUCACUAAGAUCUGUGACGAUACACCCCCACCGGAAUUGAGACGUACUGGCGCUACCAAUGUUACCGUAACACACGUCAACAACAACGGCGAGAUUUUCGUUCAAGUAAAGAGCAUCGGAUUGUCGUACAUUCAGAAAUUGAUUAGCCAACUGGUUGAGUCGAAAUUCAAGGAGGAGGAGCAUCAAGUGGUUUUAGCAGAUUUGAAGAAGCCCGAGAGUCUGUUCUUCAUCCAAGACCAGGACGACAUGAAGUGGUAUCGUGGAGCGCUCGUAACAGAUGAUAAUGGCAAGAUUGAAGGCAACCGGUAUAACAUGUUCUAUGUGGACUAUGGACGGACAAAGAUGACAAAUAUAUCUCGCAUUUUCCGAUUGGAAUCUUUGAGUGUUGCAUUGAGCAAGUUCCCCAGGCAAGCAAUUAAGGUGAAAUUGCAUAAUUUGCCACCAAUUUCUGAAACAACUGUCGCGAGAAUUCGUGGAUUGCUGCCACCAGAAUCUCCAGCAAUUGCUAAAGUUGCUGCUCAUGGUCUUGUGCCUCAGGUGGUUAUCUACACGAGAUUUGACACGAAGGAAUUGUUGGUUAACGUAAACGAGGUUAUUCGAAUCGAAUAUGAAUUAGAAGGCGCUGCUGAUCAACAGCCUGACACCCAGAGUGGUGCUGGAUCGGAUGAAAGUCGCUGUAAUUCGGCUGCAUCGAAUCACAGUAGUAAUGUUAAAUCAUCGAUAACGGUUCCGGCAUCACCACUUAAAAGUGAACUACAAAAAUUGAGUGAUCCAACGUGCAUUCCGCCAAUUGGAGAGGAUUUCAAUGUUUUUGUAUCAAUGGCAUCCAAUCCAGGAAAUUUCGUGGUUCAGCCAUAUUCGGAGGGUCCGAAACUAUCUGAACUAAUGAAAUCAUUGCAAGAAUAUUGCUUGAACAAUGAAGAGUUUAUACCGAACGACAUGGUCGAGAUUGGACAAGCCUACGCUGCUCUCAAUGAGGAUGGAAUCUAUCAUCGUGUCACUGUUGAGAAUAUUUUCAAUAACUCUUCGAUGGUACAGUUUCUUGUCUCCUUUUGUGAUUUUGGUGACUUUGCUGUUUUAAGCAAUGACAAACUGAAAACUUUACCUGCUAAAUUUCGUACCUUGCCAAAGCAAGCUAUUAUGGCUAAAUUGUAUGGAGUUAAGCCAAAGCAUUGUGACUGGACCGUAAACGAUUGCAUGCGUUUCCGUGAACUGACGGUGGGACAACGUUUUGCCUCAAUCAUUCGCAGAAUAUCGAAUGAUGUUGUUGUCCCAAAUUCUAAAGUUCUCGAACUGGAACUGAUCGAUGUUCAAACCGACGAAGACAUAUACGUACACGAGAUCCUUAUCAAUGAGGACCGUGCUAUAGCUGAUAUUGAAACUGAGUAAAAUAAAAGCAAAAGCAAAAGCAAUUAAUGACUACAUUUAUAUUUUUUUACUAUCAUGUUGUUUGCUACGUUAAUUCAAGAUACAUUUUAUACGGAAGAAGAUCCAUACUUAUUAUCUUAAUAUUGUCGUAAUCGUUUGCAUACAUUUUUUUAGCGUGUUCCAUCAUUUGUUUCAAAAUAAUCAAAAAAAAAACACACAUAAAACGGGAAACUGAGGAGUGUGCACGUUCUUCCUUUUAAUUGGCUCUCGGUUUAGAUUUUCUUUUGACAAUUUUGGAGAUGGUUUUACUUUCAAAAAUUUCCUAACGAUUUAGUAUUGAAUUGUUAUCAUUCCAUUAGAUUAAUCACGAACGCAAAGCAGAUCCUCGUUUUUCCAAUAAAUCUUCAUGAUAUUAACUUUAAUUUCAAUACCAAUAUCACCGUUAUUUAUUGUAUUUUUAUAUAAAGAUAUUAAUAAUCUCAGUACAGUGAGAUAUGUGUACUCGUUUUUUACGCCACUCUGAGUAAAUUAUUUAAUUGAAGCAAUUUCUUACGGUUCAUGUUACGUUUAUCUAAUUGAAAAAUUAAAUUACAAAAUAUGAUAAAUUAUAUGCAAACAAUAUAUUUAUCUCAUUUUUAAUAUAUCGAAGUGUAUUGUUUUCGUUGAAAUAAAAAGAUUAUGUUCACGAUUUGGAAAA
Messenger RNA from Hermetia illucens (black soldier fly), 5189 nucleotides. It is a transcript of the gene tapas, whose product is annotated as tudor domain-containing protein 7. The record is from RefSeq and is a predicted model, not a curated record. The coding region runs from base 842 to 4513 and encodes 1223 amino acids. Lineage: Eukaryota; Metazoa; Arthropoda; Insecta; Diptera; Stratiomyidae. The transcript has 11 exons. Gene Ontology annotation, biological process: spermatogenesis.